Molecule: messenger RNA, 1467 nt
Organism: Gossypium raimondii (Peruvian cotton)
Lineage: Eukaryota; Viridiplantae; Streptophyta; Magnoliopsida; Malvales; Malvaceae
Exons: 9
Coding region: 217-1143 (308 amino acids)
Cellular component (GO): cytosol
Molecular function (GO): nucleotidase activity
Source: RefSeq, a predicted model, not a curated record
AAAUUGGAGUACACGGCCAGAAAGACGGGCAUUCACCUAUGAAUAUCUAAAUCCUCACUAGAAUCCUAAUUCACGUUUGAACGCGUCAAUAAAACGCUUGCGCUCUCUAAGUUAUCGUCCGUCCGGCUCCGAUUAUAAUAAUUAAAAAACGAAAAUUUAGCUAAGUAUUCAUUUUCGUUGCUUUUCAUCUAUUUGCUUUUAUUUGGGCCGACGCACAUGGAGAAUAAUAAUAGCUCCGAAGAAAGGCCGACGGUGAUGGUGACGAACGACGACGGAAUCGACGCCCCAGGACUCCGAGCUCUAGUUCGCGUCCUCAUCUCCUCCAAUCUAUUUCGCGUCCUUGUUUGCGCUCCCGCUUCGGAGCAAUCAGCUGUUAGUCAUAGUAUCACAUGGCGUCACCCUGUUUCUGUAAAGCAAGUAGAUAUCAAUGGAGCCAUUGCUUAUGCUGUUUUCGGAACCCCAGCUGAUUGUGCUUCUUUGGGUAUCUCAAAAGAACUCUUCUCUUUUGUUCCUGAUCUGGUCAUCAGUGGCAUAAACAUGGGCAGCAACUGUGGUUAUCAUGUUGUCUACUCUGGCACAGUUGCUGGUGCUCGAGAAGCCUUCUUCAAUGGCAUACCUGCUGUUUCUGUAUCAUAUGAUUGGGUUGGAGGUAAGAGCAGUGUUGAUGACUAUACGCUUGCUGCCGAGGCUUGCUUGCCAAUCUUUAGGGCAAUACUAGCUGAGAUUAAGAAUAAAAGUUAUCCUCUAAAUGGCUUUUUGAAUAUAGAUCUCCCGACAGAUAUUGCCAACCACAAGGGGUAUAAGUUGACCAGACAGGGUAAAAGUAUAUUCAAAAUGGGGUGGGAGGAAGUUAAAUCUGAGGGCCAAGGAGGAAAGAUGUUAUCCACAAUGGAAAUGGAGUCAGAUUCAUCAGCAAGGGCAGAAAUUGAUACAGCAACAGUAGCAGCAGGAUACCGCAUGUUCAAAAGAAAGGUUAUUAGAUCCGUAAUUGAUGAUGUUGAUACAGAUAAGCGAUCACUUCAGGAAGGAUACAUUACCGUAACUCCUCUUGGAGCCAUUUCUCCGGCAGAGACUGAUUGCCAUUCUUACUUUAAAGAAUGGCUACCAAGUGCAGUUCAACAGUUCUCUUCGUCAGCGUUAUAAUGUGCGUUAUUAUAUCUCUGAUGAGUCAAAUAAAACUAGACAAGCCUUAUAAGUUAACUUUUUCUCUCUCCCCUCUUCAUUCCAUUUUAUAGUAUGUAUUUGGCACCUUAUUCUUGCGUUUUCCCUUGCACAUGGUUGGAAAUUGCCUCCAAGUCUUCAGUUAUGAGCAUCGGCCUAUGAGCAAUUCUGUAUGUGGGAUUAGUGUUCUUGGCUUCAAUUAACUCCUUACAUUAAGGCAAUUGCAUAUGCUUUAUAUGGACCAUAUGUAAUUCCUAUAUUGCCCUUCUGCUAUUUAUCGUUAUCAAACAAAACCCUAAUUGUUUC